Halteromyces radiatus is the source of this 594-nucleotide messenger RNA. Its product is annotated as AP complex, mu/sigma subunit. Gene Ontology annotation, biological process: intracellular protein transport; Golgi to vacuole transport. The transcript has 4 exons. Gene Ontology annotation, cellular component: intracellular membrane-bounded organelle; AP-3 adaptor complex; membrane coat. NCBI's taxonomy places the organism in Eukaryota, Fungi, Mucoromycota, Mucoromycetes, Mucorales, Cunninghamellaceae. Bases 23 to 544 code for a protein of 173 amino acids. The record is from RefSeq and is a predicted model, not a curated record.
CUUUCUUUUCAUUAAAGAAACAAUGAUAAAGUCUGUAUUAAUAUUUAAUAAUCAUGGUAAACCAAGACUUAUCAAGUUUUAUCAACAAAUUGAUAUAGCAACACAACAAGCUUUGGUUCAAGAAAUAUAUUCUUUGGUAUCAAAACGACCUGAUACUGCAUGUAACUUUUUAGAAGGAAGUAAAUUACUUGGUGGAAAAGAUACUAGAGUCAUCUAUCGACAUUAUGCAACACUUUAUUUUGUCUUUGUAGUAGAUGAAAGUGAAAGUGAAUUAGGAAUUUUAGACUUGAUUCAAGUCUUUGUAGAAAGUUUAGAUAGAUGUUUUGAAAAUGUGUGUGAAUUGGAUUUGAUUUUUCAUUUUGAUGAAGUACAUUAUAUUUUAUCUGAAAUUAUUCAAGGUGGUAUGGUAUUGGAAACAAAUAUGAAUGAAAUUGUUGCUGCUAUCAAUGAAGUAAACAAAGCAAAAAAGAAAUCUGGUGUAUCCUCUUCUGGUAGUCUUAGUUUAAGAGCUACUGAAACUUUACGUAGUGGUUUUAGACAUUGAUCUUGUAUAUAUAUCUUUUGAUUCAAACAAAAUAAAAAAAAAAUUGUAUC